Molecule: messenger RNA, 1409 nt
Organism: Syngnathus acus (greater pipefish)
Lineage: Eukaryota; Metazoa; Chordata; Actinopteri; Syngnathiformes; Syngnathidae
Gene: c19h10orf88
Product: chromosome 19 C10orf88 homolog
Exons: 8
Coding region: 111-1403 (430 amino acids)
Source: RefSeq, a predicted model, not a curated record
GAUGACGUAACGUUCCUGCGACCGCGUCUCACAACAAACAUGUCAGCUGUGAGAGCGAAGCGCUCAAAGGUUUGGGUUAACUUCAUAAAAGUGACUGAAAAAUCUGCUCAAUGCACCAUUUGUCAGAAAGUAGUUGCUGCCAAGGGGGAAACACGAGCAACCUUAUGACGCACUUGGAGUGUGCUCACGGGAUAAAGCUAAAAGACCGCCCCGUGUUUGACUGUUUACAUGGAGCGGCUAAUGCUAACGCCACAGCUUCAACGACUCCUUCCAGCUCUUGUGACCAUGCUUUGACAACGAGUCACGUGGACGUGGCCGUGAAGAUGGGACCGGCCUGGCGGUGUCGGGACGAAGGCCGCAGCCCGGCUGACGUGAUGUUUACGGUGGACGCCAUGGUGCCGGAUAAUGAUGGCAGCGAAGAGGAACAGAAGCUGAUACAGACACUCGGGGGCGACGGUGUCCUGUUGGAGAGAGCGGAUGACAACACGAGCGAACCCUGCGUCCUGAUGCUGAGCUGCGGCCUCGCCGGGGUCGCCGCCAUCGGCCGCCUGACGAUAAUCAGCGAGGCGCGGACCAUGGAGGUAUACCUGCCCACGGGGGAAUACUGCGGCACUGUUCGGGGCCAGAAGCAAGACCACGUCCAGGAUGGCGACAGAGGACCUUUCUACAGGAAGCAGCUGGACCUCGACGACACGCCGUCGUCAUGUGACGUGAAGCUGUUCUCUCUGGCGGGUCGUAGCAGCGUGCUGCUCUGCGGCGUGGUGGUGGCCCUCCGGCCUCUGCGGCCCAGCCCGCGCCGAGACGCCGGCGCCAUCGACCUGCAGCAGGUCCAGAGUCUGGUGAACGGAAUGGGUGGCGACCUCUCGCCGGGGGCUCAGAACCUCAUGGACAUGCUGCACUUCCAGCAGAAGAACCAAAGCAGCUUUCUGCCGCUCCUGAUGGGCGGGGGACUCUUGUCCUCUUUGGCCACCCCACCGUGUGUCGGGACCAUACAGGGUCCAGCGGACUCGCCAGGGCCCGCCCCUCCAGCGCCCGAUGACCGGCUGGCCCAGAUGACGCGCCGCUUCCUGUCGGGCGGCCGGGACAACGGUGCGGGCGCCGUCUCACCCGACUUGCUGCGCGAGCUCUGCGCUCAGCUGACACCACUCAAACUGGAGCGCAACAACACACAGACAGCAGACGCGUCCAUGGAGCGCCGCCUUGAGGAAAUGGAGCGGCGUCUGAAGGAGCAUGUGGACCGCCGCCUGGACGCUCUGGAGCACAAGCUGGACAGAGUGCUCCUCGGCGCCCUCCAGCAGGGGGAGCCCGCGGCCCCCAUGCCCGACAACCCACCCGCGGCUCAGGUCCAGACAACAAUGCAGACAACAAAAAAAGGCAAUAAAACCCCACCAAGAUUCUGUUAAAAAUAA